This is a messenger RNA of Xenopus laevis (African clawed frog), 1413 nucleotides long. It is a transcript of the gene terf1.L, whose product is annotated as telomeric repeat binding factor (NIMA-interacting) 1 L homeolog. NCBI's taxonomy places the organism in Eukaryota, Metazoa, Chordata, Amphibia, Anura, Pipidae. Gene Ontology annotation, cellular component: nucleoplasm; nuclear telomere cap complex; spindle. Gene Ontology annotation, biological process: regulation of DNA-templated transcription; negative regulation of DNA replication; DNA-templated transcription. The record is from RefSeq and is marked provisional. Gene Ontology annotation, molecular function: microtubule binding; protein homodimerization activity; telomerase activity.
GUAACAGAGAGCCAGUUCAAACCCGAAAAGCGCGAAUCCCGGUUCUAGCGCAUGCGCAAAGACUCCAACGUCACUGUAAGUGCAAGUAGCCGCGCUUCAGUUAUUACAAGCGCAAGUACUGGACAAUGGAAGAAGAAACAGACGGACCCCCGUUCGAUGACACGGCCGCUGUUGCUACUAACUGGAUGUGCGACUUCAUGUUCGCCAGCAUGUGUUUCUACUUCAGAGAAGAUCGAACGGAGGAUUUCCAGAGAAGCACACACAUGCUGGAAUGGCUGCUAGAGGGUUCUCAAAAAAUAGACGCUCACAGGAAGACAAUACCUAUUGCGCAGUUUCUUAUGCGAGUGGCCGAAGGAAAAAAUCUGGAUUCUCAGUUUGACACGGAUGAGAGCCUUACACCUUUAGAAACCGCUUUAAUGGCUUUUAAUCAAAUUGAAGAAGAGGAGGAUCUGAAGCAUCUCCAUGAAGAAAUUGAACUGCUUUUGAAAGUGCAGGCAGUGGUCACUUGCAUGGAAAAAGGAAGAUUUAAGCUGUCCGCAGAAAUCCUCGACAGACUUUUUAAAGAAUCUGGAUCAAACAAGUAUUUGAGAAUGAAGUUAACAAUGCUGAUAGAGAAGAAAGAUCCAUAUCAUGAGUUUCUACAAAAUUUCACUUAUGCUCAAAUGAUGAAGAAAAUAAAAUCGUACAUCGCCCUUAAGAUGAAGGAAAGGCCAUCUGUUUUUCUCUUAAAGGCAGCAGCCAAGGUGGUGGAAGCUACAGCAAAAGAAGAACUGGAUCUUCAGAGUCAGGAAAGUGAAGAUUGUGAGCAGCAGACAAAUGAAAGUUUGGAAAAUAAAGACGAUAAUUCAUCAAGCGAAUAUGAAGAGAGAGAUGUGCUGUCAUUGAGCAACAUUAACCAUGUGGAAAAUAAAGAAGAUAUUUCAUCAAGUGACUAUGAAGAAGCAGCUGAGCAGUUGAAAGUAUGUAACAGAGACAUUAACCAGAAUGAACUAACAAAUACUACGAACAUACAGGAAACAACAGAAAAAUCCACAAAGAGGCACCAGAGACGUCUGUUUUCUAUAGCACAGCGCACACCUUGGAAUCCAGAUAAACCCUGCACUAGUAAAAGAUUACUGAGCAGUAUAAACAUAGGAAAGAAUAGUAAAGAGAAUCAAGAAAAUGUCAAAGAUUCUAGAACGGAGAAGCCGUUAAAUUCUAAAAAGAGACAGCACUGGACAUGGGAAGAAGAUGAGCUUUUGAAAAAAGGAGUAAGAAAAUUCGGAGUUGGAAACUGGAGCAAAAUUCUCCUUCAUUAUGAAUUUCGGAACCGUACAGGUGUCAUGUUGAAAGACAGAUGGAGGACCAUGAAGAGAUUAAAGAUUGUUGACAGUGAUUGUGACCUCUGAAGGCAAUUACUUUUCUAUGAGAGUG